Psammomys obesus (fat sand rat) is the source of this 3157-nucleotide messenger RNA. RefSeq names its product GLE1 RNA export mediator (gene Gle1). Gene Ontology annotation, biological process: regulation of translational termination; regulation of translational initiation; poly(A)+ mRNA export from nucleus. The record is from RefSeq and is a predicted model, not a curated record. Gene Ontology annotation, molecular function: inositol hexakisphosphate binding; phospholipid binding; translation initiation factor binding. Gene Ontology annotation, cellular component: cytoplasm; nuclear pore; nuclear pore cytoplasmic filaments. Bases 200 to 2185 code for a protein of 661 amino acids. The transcript has 17 exons. NCBI's taxonomy places the organism in Eukaryota, Metazoa, Chordata, Mammalia, Rodentia, Muridae.
GGGAAACCCUGAGGGCGCUGCGCAACUCCAGCAAAGGCCGCCUACGCUACCACCGCGAUUGGCUGCUGCGCUGCGAGAAAUAUUGUCUGCAUCAUUAUCAAGAAACUGCUUAGGCUGGUGAGAUGGCUCUGUGGGUAAAGUCGGUUCCUGCUUAAGCUUAAGGACUUUUACCAGAACCUAGGAUGUUUUGGAAGAAUGCAUGUCUACUCCCAAACUGUCUUCUUACUCUGGAUGGGUGGUAGAUCACAUCCUGCCCAACAGCUCACCCGACAGGCAAGAGAAUGCUUCUUCCUCUGAUAAUUCACCAUCCUCUGGCUCUGCCUCAGGCCUGGACCAACCCUUACUCCUUAAGUCUCCUAUCAGAAGCACCCCACAGUCCCCCUCACCAUCAACACCAAAUGGAACCAAGAGUACUCAUGAGUCCCAGUCCACAGAACCUAUUGCACUUCAGUCCUCCCGAGCGAACAGAGUGGAAGGCUGCAUCCGAAUGUAUGAAUUGGUGCACAGAAUGAGAGGAACUGAAGGCCUGAGGCAGUGGCAGGAAGAGCAGGAGAGGAAGGUGCGAGCCCUCUCAGAGAUGGCAUCUGAACAGCUAAAGAGGUUUGACGAGCUGAAGGAGCUGAAGCUGCAUAAGGAAUUCCAGGACUUACAGGAAGUGAUGGAGAAGAGUACCAGAGAAGCCCUGGGCCAUCAGGAGAAGCUGAAAGCUGAGCAUCGUCACAGAGCCAAGAUUCUCAACCUGAAGCUUCGAGAGGCAGAGCAGCAGCGUGUGAAGCAGGCAGAACAGGAGCAGCUUCGGAAGGAAGAAGGCCAGGUCCGCCUGCGCAACCUAUACACCCUGCAAGAGGAGGUCCUGCAGCUCAACCAGCAGCUGGAUGCCUCCAAUCAGCACAAGGACCUGCUGAAUGUUGACCUGGCUGCCUUCCAGACCCGGGGCAACCAGCUGUGUGGUCUCAUCUCUGGAAUCAUUCGCACCACCUUGGAGAGUGGUUAUCCCACAGCAGAGAACCUAGCUGAGGCUGAGAGAGCCCUGCAGGAAAUGCGGGACCUCCUUUCAAAUUUGGAGCAGGAGAUCAUCAGAGCCUCUGAAGUCAAGAAGAAGCAAGAUGAAGAGGAGGCCCGGGUGAAGCUGCAGGAACCACAGGUGCAGCAAGGGCCAGGAGCUCCCACCCAGCCCCCUGUGCACAGCCCAGGCCCAGCAGGGACACAGAAUGAAGACCUUCAGGUAAAGGUACAAGAUAGUACGCUGCAGUGGUACCAGCAACUUCAGGAUGCUUCUGCCAAGUGUGUGUUGGCUUUUGAGGGCCUGACCAGCAGCAAGGACAGUCAGGCCAAGAAGAUAAAGAUGGACUUGCAGAAGGCAGCCACCAUCCCAGUGAGCCAGAUCUCUACCAUUGCAGGUUCCAAGCUGAAGGAGGUCUUUGAAAAGAUCCAUAGCCUGCUCUCUGGAAAGCCUGUUCAAUCUGGUGGGCAUUCCGUGUCUGUCACUCUUAACCCUCAGGGACUGGACUUUGUCCAGUACAAACUGGCAGAGAAAUUUGUGAAACAAGGUGAGGAGGAAGUGGCCGCUCACCAUGAAGCAGCAUUCCCCAUUGCAGUGGUGGCAUCUGGUAUCUGGAAGCUCCACCCCAAAGUAGGAGACCUUAUCCUUGCUCAUCUCCACAAGAAGUGUCCAUACUCCGUUCCUUUCUACCCAGCUUUCAAGGAAGGGAUGGCUUUGGAGGACUAUCAACGAAUGCUUGGCUACCAAGUGACGGAUUCUAAGGUGGAACAACAGGACAACUUCCUAAAACGAAUGUCUGGGAUGAUCCGUCUGUAUGCCGCCAUCAUCCAGCUCCAGUGGCCAUAUGGAAACCGGCAGCAGGCCCAUCCUCAUGGCUUAAAUCAUGGCUGGCGCUGGUUGGCACAGAUCUUAAACAUGGAGCCUCUGUCAGACGUGACAGCCACUCUCCUGUUCGACUUCUUGGAGGUGUGUGGGAAUGCCCUUAUGAAGCAGUACCAGGUCCAAUUCUGGAAGGUGAUACUUCUCAUCAAAGAGGACUACUUCCCCAGAAUUGAAGCCAUCACAAGCUCAGGACAGAUGGGUUCUUUCAUACGUCUAAAGCAGUUCUUGGAGAAAUGUCUGCAGCGCAGGGAGAUUCCUGUCCCCAAAGGCUUUCUGACAUCCUCCUUCUGGCGCUCCUGAUGUCCCUCCAUCAGCAGUCAUCACAUUAUGUUGCAGGAGGGGCACCAAUAAAGCAACUUAGACAGCGGGUUUGGAAGAAAUCAUGUCAGAUUUAGAAAUUUGUCAAUGUGUUUUUAUAUAUUUGCACCAUGUGAUUAAGAUUUUCAUAGUUCAUAGCUUUUUGUCAGUCUCUUGUCAGAUUGGUAGUUUCUGUAUGUGUCACAGACAGCAACAGAACUGGCCUUUCUAAUUUUUACAAGAGGCACUGAGCACUUGGCUGUACCCAUUGUCUCUAGUAUCUUUCAGGUAAUUGGUGAUGCUUUAUCUGUUUCAUUCUGACCUGGAGUGAGCCCACCAUUUUCACUUCCAUUCUCUGCCCCAAUCCUGUUCACACAUAGCUAGAAAGUAAAUCUCUUAAGACUCCCUUUAAGGUAUCAUGCAAUGUUUGAAGCUAAUCUGUGCAGUCUGGGUGUGAGGUAAAGUAUGUUACACUUUAUGGCUAGUAAAGUAUUUGUUUAUUCAGAGGACAUGUAUGAUGUUGGUAUGGACUGAACCCCAGAGUGCAUCAAGGUAGUGGGCAUGUGAUCAGGACUGGACACAUGCAACUCUAGAGUACUCUGUCUUUUUUAUUUGGAAUUUGGUUCUGGGGUGGCUAGGGAUGCUGUAUUAGAUGAGGUUCCUUUUUGUUGUUUUUCUGACAAAAAUUGAAAUGGGGUGACAUAUGGCUUGCAGCAUUAGGUGUAAGCUGAAGAUCAUCAGCAGUGAAUGCAUUGGUCUGUAGGAGGAGCUGACUGUCUCAGCUGGAAGCUGGUAUUUGUUUUGCGAACAGACUGACUCUUUUUGUACUGCAGAGGCAGUGUUGCAGAUCUAGUCCUGGAUGCAAAGGGCCUUCUGUGGCUCAUAUUCUCACUGGUACACUUGAAUGGACUAAGCAUUUUCAUUGUUGACUACAGUGCCCAAAAAAAGUAAUAAAGCUUGAAUUUUUAAAAAUCC